Molecule: messenger RNA, 1158 nt
Organism: Alternaria ethzedia
Lineage: Eukaryota; Fungi; Ascomycota; Dothideomycetes; Pleosporales; Pleosporaceae
Exons: 2
Coding region: 1-1158 (385 amino acids)
Source: RefSeq, a predicted model, not a curated record
AUGCUGUCCCGCGUGCCCAAGCUACGCAAAGCACGCAUAGCCGGGUACCGACGUUCCGUGCGCUCCGGCGACGGACCCAACACGCUCGCAUUCGAUGCGGUAAACUUUGGUGAGUGGAGCGGCGAAGAAGUCGUUAAAGGCGUUGUUUUUCAAGCGUUCAAUUUGGAGGAGGAGCGUCGUGUGAUUGAGUAUGCGGGUGGUUCUGGCGAGGUGAAGCAGGUGGUCAUGAAGGUUGCUUGUCCGAGUGUGCUGGGCCUGGCGGGAAAGAUGGAGACGGUGCUUGGGAGGAUCUUUGUUCCUGAGGGCGAUGGCGAUACUCUUGUCGGGAGUGAGGACAGUAACCGCAGCACGAUGGCUGUGGAUGGCGAUCGCAACGAAGAGUACAUCGACGAGUUCAGCGACGAGGACUUCUCCGAGACCAGCUCGCAGGCUACCGUCGAGGGUCACCCGACUCCACGUAUCUCACCUUCGAUCUCGACUCUCAACGACGCGGACGUUCCGCACAGGUCUCUAGAUGAGCUUCCGCUUUCUGCCAUCAAUGAGCACCCAGCGGAUUCCAUGAUCGAAAUUACCGACUGGGCGGCUACAAGACACGUUGAGGACGUCAGCCUGAUCGAGGAGCCUGAGCAAGUUCAAGAUGUAGAGGAAAUCGAGGUCGAGGAGUCCGACGAGUCCGAGGAAGACGACCAGGAGACUGAAGGCGCUCAAGAGACGGAGGAACCCGAGGCUACCGAAGACAAGACCGAUACCGAGUCCAUGAACAGCACCAGGUCUCUGAGGCCAUCGGAUUUCCAGAGAUUCCUCGGCGCGACUUCCGCACGGGAAGUGCCCUCACCUUGGCAACCAACCGUUCCCUGGCGCAAAGAGUCCGCCUUUGAGCCUAUUCGUAACCAUAUCGUACGCACUCCCAGCCAGUUCAGCGGUACUGAGACUAGGAGACGUAAGACCAGCGACAGCAUCAAGUCUCUCGUCGACCACUUCGAGAACUUGUCACCAGCGAGCACGCCCACCAAGGACAAGUUUGGCAAGGACGGCUCUUUCAAGGACGGUUCUAUCAAGGGCGGUUCGAUCAAGGACAGUUUCAUUCAAGACGAUUCUGUCAAGGACGCCUCUAUCAAGGACAGCGCUGUCAAAGACGAUUCCAUAAAGGAUACCUGA